Molecule: messenger RNA, 1719 nt
Organism: Knipowitschia caucasica
Lineage: Eukaryota; Metazoa; Chordata; Actinopteri; Gobiiformes; Gobiidae
Source: the annotation of a GenBank genome assembly
AUGGACAGUGAAAUGUCUGAUGUGGAACAUGGACCUGGAUCGCGUAAUAAUUAUUUGCAAGGGGAGAAUGCACCGCUCUACUGUAUCUGCCGGAAACCUGACAUCAAUUGUUUCAUGAUUGGAUGUGAUAACUGCAACGAAUGGUUCCAUGGACACUGCAUAAACAUUACAGAGAAACAGGCCAAAGCAAUCCGUCAGUGGUAUUGCAUGAAAUGCAGAGAUGAAAAUUCUUAUUUGGAAAUAAAGUUCCGAUCCAAGAAAAAUCGUGACAAAGAAAUAGAUUAUGACAACAGGUCAGACAAACAGUACAGCACUCCAAGUACUCCUGACUACAGGCUGGAAAGACGACGUGGGUCCAAAGUAAAGCGAUCCGUACGCAUGUGUGGUGAAUGUGAGCCGUGCCGAAGGACAGAAGAUUGUGCUCAGUGUGACUUCUGCAAGGAUAUGAAGAAGUUUGGAGGCCCUAACAAAAUCAGACAGAAGUGCAGGUUUCGCCAAUGUGAAGUGCGAGCCAGAAAAAUGCUGCGUGUGAAAGAAGAGGAAAUGUCUUUAAGAGAAAGAAGAGAGAAUUCCCAUCACAGAAGACGUCAUUACUCUGAUGAUUAUGACAGUGAGGUGGAUCUGUACCAACGAUACAAAGCAUCAGGAAAAUAUGAUGAGAUGGCAUGGGCCACUGAUGACGAUGAUGAUGAGCCACCUUUUAGUCCUGUGAUGCGUAAAAAAGCGGUCAAAGUCAAGCAUGUUAAGAGAAGAGAAAAGAAAAUUGACAAGAAGAAAGAGUCUCGACGCCACAAGCAGAAACAGAAGCAUAAGGAUCGCAGCAGGCACAGUGAAAGAGGAGAAAGGGGAGAUAAUGGUGGUCAGCGGCAAUGUCUUGGCCCCAACUGUGUAGAGGCAUCAAGACCCAACUCCAAAUAUUGCUCUGAGGAUUGUGGCAUGAAGCUGGCUGCAAAUCGAAUUUAUGAAAUCCUGCCGCAGAGAAUCCAGCAGUGGCAGCAAAGCCCAUGUAUUGCAGAGGAACACGGAAAGAAGCAGUUGGAGCGUAUCCGCAAAGAGCAGCAGAAUGCUCGGCUGCGUCUCACUGAAAUGGAACGUCGAUUUCAUGAACUGGAAGGAAUCAUUGCCAAAGCCAAACAGCAGGCGGUGCAGCAAGACGAAGAGACAAAUGAAGGGGACAGUGAGGACACAGACCUACAGAUAUUCUGCGUCUCAUGUAGCCAUCCAGUGAAUCCAAAAGUGGCAUUGAGACACAUGGAACGAUGUUAUGCAAAGUAUGAGAGUCAAACAUCAUUUGGUUCCAUAUACCCCACGAGAAUUGAAGGUGCGACCAGACUGUUUUGUGAUGUGUACAAUCCACAAAGCAAGACCUAUUGUAAACGGCUUCAAGUGCUGUGCCCAGAACAUUCAAGGGACCCGAAGGUGUCAGUUGAUGAAGUCUGUGGAUGUCCUCUUGUUAAAAAUGUCUUUGAGUUAACCGGCGACUAUUGCAGAGUCUCAAAAAGAAAAUGCAACAAACAUUAUAACUGGGAAAAACUCAGAAGAGCUGAAGUAGACUUGGAGCGUGUGAGAGUGUGGUACAAGUUGGAUGAACUCUUCGAACAAGAACGAAAUGUAAGAACGGCGAUGACCAACAGAGCUGGCCUGCUGGCCUUAAUGCUGCACCAGACAAUCCAACAUGACCCUCUGACUACUGACCUCCGCAGUAUUAAGGACAGAUAG